Molecule: messenger RNA, 1599 nt
Organism: Micropterus dolomieu (smallmouth bass)
Lineage: Eukaryota; Metazoa; Chordata; Actinopteri; Centrarchiformes; Centrarchidae
Product: alsin-like
Exons: 12
Source: RefSeq, a predicted model, not a curated record
CUUUAAUCCUCUCUGCUUCCCCUUGCAGCUAUCAGAGGGGAUCCGGGUCUGGGAUGUAAGUGCCGGAGAGAGACACACCCUCCUGCUUGCAGACGGAGACUGCAUCCAGCCCAUCAUUUAUUACAGCGGACAGCAGGUGAAAGAGGGGGCAGAAGAGAGCCAGCUGGGUCAGCAGGAGGAAGAGGAGCAGUGGGCUGGCGGCUACACCCAGCAGCCUGUACUACUGCCCUUCUGCAUGAACCUGCGUUAUGUGAGCAAUGUGUUUGCGGGGGGACAGCAGUGCGUGGCGCUCUCGGACCAGAACGUGAUGGGCUUCAUCGCCAGCCUCCAUGAGCUGGCGUCAGCCGAGAGAAAGUUCUACUGCAAGCUUUGUAACGUCAAGACACAGAUCAUACGCCCCCUGCUGGAGCUGGAGUCUCUGAGUUCGGCCCUCAGCCCAGUGGCCCUCGGUCUCCUGCAGACUCUGGCAGGCCGAUUCAGUCUCUUGUGUCAUCUAACUGGGCAGCACGCCGCCAGCCUCACCGCAAACCUGCGCCGCGGUCGCAAUGUCAAGAGCCUGCUCAUCCUCGACUAUGCCAGCAUCUUCCUCGACUCUCACCAUGAGUACUGCAGCGCUGUGGGCAACUUCCAUGUAAUGGGAGGUUUCCAGACCCUGAUCAAACCCUCUCUAGAUUUCUUUGGGAAGAGUGCUGAGCUGCUUCAGAAGCUGUCUGAGUGCAGCGAGGAGAACCUUACCAUGGCGGACCUCCUGGUGGCACUCUUCUAUCUCCCAACUCCCCACCUUCAUGAAUACAGCCGGUUGCUGCUCAAACUGGCCACCUGCUUUGAAGUGUGCUCCAAUGAGUACCAGAGGCUGCAGGACAGCUGCUCAAAGUUCGAAGCGUUGGCCCUCCAGCUGAAGAGAAAAAGGAAGGACGCCAACUACACCUUUCAUUUCUGGAAGAGCUUCCCUGGCAAAAUGACGGACUCGCUGAGGAAGCAUCACCGCCGGCUGAUCUGCGAGAGCAGCAACAAAGCUCUGACCCUGCAGAACGCCGGGAGGUUUUCCGUCAACUGGUUCAUCCUUUUCAAUGACGCUUUGGUCCAUGCCCAGUUCUCCACACAUCACAUCUUCCCUUUGGCCACACUUUGGGUGGAGCCAAUACCAGAGGAGAACACUGGCCUAUAUGGGUUAAAGGUCAUUGCACCAGAGGAGACAUUCACCCUUCUGGCAUCCUCUCCCAUGGAGAAGGCCAAGUGGCUUUGCUCCAUCAACCAGGCGGUAGACCAGGCCCUGAGUGGGGCGGGGCAGGACACGGCAUCAGUCAGCUCAGGGUCAGGGCAGAAGUUAGAGCCUCCAAUCUCCAGGAUGGCCUCUUACACCUUUUAUAAGGACGGACGGCUGAAAGAUGCAACAUAUGAAGGACGCUGGCUUGCCGGGAAGCCAAACGGCAGGGGAGUGUUAAAAUGGUCUGAUGGGAGGAUAUAUACAGGGACGUUCAAGAAUGGACUGGAGGAUGGCUUUGGUGAAUUUGUUGCUCCCAAUAAGACCCUCAACAAGAGCGAUCACUAUCAAGGUCACUGGAAAGAAGGCAAGAUGCACGGCCUGGGGACAUACAG